CCGAGGCAAGAUGGUGGACACACAACACUGACACACCAGAGCCGAGUGAGGAGCCGCUUGAUACACCACAACACCCCAGCAACACCGUCGGCUCCAAGACGAUACAAAAUGCGGCUGUUGGCGUUAGUGUUGGCAGUGUGGGUGGGUGGCUCAGCUGGGCAAACCAAUUAUUAUCCAAGUGCUCCUCUCCGUCCAAUCGCACCCUUCGGUUUUCCCUCACAAGAGAGAAUAGUCAGCCAGGGUAGGAUCACCACGGGAGGAGGAUCUGUUGCCCUUCCCCCCUCGACCUCCUUCUCUUCCUCCUCCUCCUCCUCCUUCGCCUCCUCCUUCUCCUCCUCCUCCAAGAACCCCUGCCACCCUUCACCCUGCGGGGAAAACACGCGGUGUGAAGUGAGCAAGAAGAAUGUCGCUCUCUGCCGCUGUAUUGACGGCUACGUGCCCAUGGGAAACACUAUUAAUGGAUGCAGGCCGCAGUGUGAAAGAGACGACGAGUGCCCAGACGACUACAGAUGCCAAGGGCGGAAGUGCGUGCGCGUGUGCGUGACCGGUGCCUGUGCCCACAAUGCUGAGUGCAGGGCUCGGAACCACAGAGCUAUUUGUGAGUGCCCCGCCAACUACAGAGGAAACGGCGAGAUCUCCUGCCUCCCCGAAGAACACGUUGAGGAGCGCGCGCCCCCUGCUCCCCCACUCAACCCUUGCUACGAUGAGCCUUGUGGAUUCAACGCUGACUGCAGGAAUGACAAUGGCCGCCCAGUGUGCUCCUGCCCCUUCGGUUAUGAGGGAGAUCCACUCACGCGAUGCACCAAGGGAGAGUGCAUUGAACACGACGACUGCCCUCACUACCAGGUGUGCCAGGGCCUCAAGUGUGUGAACCCCUGCACCAGUGGCAUGUGUGGUGUGAACGCUGAUUGCCGUGUCAAGGAUCACCAGCCAGUCUGCUCCUGUCCCGAUGGUUAUGUUGGUGAUGCCCUUUCCCACUGCCGCAGGUUCCAUUCAGAUGAGCUGUGCAACCCAAGCCCCUGCGGUGCACAUACCAACUGCAAGGUGAGAAACGAGCGGCCAGUGUGUUCCUGCAUCACUAACUACAUCGGCAACCCUCUGACUGGCUGCAGACCCGAAUGCGUCAGCGAUUCCGAAUGCCCACACAACAUGGCCUGCAGGAACAACAUCUGCGUGAACCCUUGCCGCGAUGCCUGUGGAGAGAAUGCUUACUGUGAUGUGAGGAACCAGCGCGCUGUCUGUCGAUGCCCUGAGAACUACCUUGGUGAUCCCAACAGCAGGUGCUAUACAGAGUGCACGGAACACAACCACUGCAACUCUAACCAGGCGUGCAAGGACUACCGCUGCAUCGACCCCUGCGUUGGCACGUGCGGUGAUGGCGCCAACUGCAAGACCACCAACAACCAGCCCGUCUGCUCCUGCCCCAGAAGCCACACUGGUGAUCCCUUCAAGCACUGCAGACCCUUCGGACCCGAGGACUACUGCAACCCGAACCCUUGCGGUCUGAACGCCAACUGCAACCCAGGCACUGACAGAUCCGGCGACACAAGAGCAGUGUGCACCUGUCCCAAAUACUACGUCGGCAACCCUCUCAUCGAGUGCAAGCAGGGAGAGUGCCAGACCAACGAUGACUGCCGCUCCAACACCGCCUGCUACAACUACAUGUGCAGGACCCCUUGCUACACUCUGGAUGGCGACAGCGUGUGUGGUGAGAAGGCAGAAUGCAACGUCAAGAAUCACAUGCCAGUCUGCUCUUGCCCCAGUGGAUACUCAGGCAACCCUCUCGAGUACUGCUUCAUCCCUGACUACGAUGACAGGAGACGCACCUCAAGCUCCUUCGUCCUUGGCAGGUCCUACUAAGUUGCUAGGAUACCCAAAGGAUGCCACGAUACCAGGAUACGAGGAUUGUAGGAUGCCAGCAGGAUGUGGUGGUGGUAGUGAUGGUGGAGCGAUGGUGACUUGUGAUUGUGGUGGUGACGACUUGGUGAUGUGUGUGUGUAUGUAUGUAUGUAUGUACACACAAACAGUAAAGGAAAUGGAUGUUUGUACAAUUUUGCAGUGUCAUAAUUUGCGAAGAAAAAGAUUUAAAAGAGAAAAGAUACCUGGAAAAAGAAAGAAAAAAAAAGGGAAAAGUGGAGAUGAGAAAGGAGAAACAAAAUAAAAGAAGAAAAAAAAAAAAGAUCACCAAAAAGAUAAAAAGAUAGAAAGAUAAAGCCUUCCACGACCAAUCGAUCAGUAACAAAUAAAGACAAACAAACAAACAAACGAACAGCUGCUCCAUCAACACACACGCACACACGCACGCACAAAGAAAAAAAAAUUAAAAUUGAACCACGCCCAUCCAACUGGCAUCCAAUACUCCUCUUAAUGGGCGGCGUGGGCGUGUGGGCGUGGAGGAGGAGGAGGAGGAAAAAGAGGAGGAGGAAGAGGAGGAAAGAGUAUCCGAUUCUUCACUCACUCUAACAGUCUAUAUUUCUCACGCCCAUGCCACGCCCAUACUCAAACCCACGCCGCCCACUUCCUGAAGCCCUGUCACUCGCAUCUGCAAGCUUCACUGCGCCAUACGAUUUGAAACACCAACGCUUCACAAUCCGAUCGACUGCGACUCUUCAAAGCUUCGAAACAAUGAAUCAGAAACACAGGAUUUCAAAUUAGGUCAAAAUCUUCACAUUUGAUUUAUUUUUCGUUUCUUUUUUAUCAUCAGUGACUUUUUUUUUUUUAUUAUUAUUGUUACUAUUGGUUGACUUACACGAUUACUUCUAUUAUUAUUGCUAUUAUUAUUAUUGUUUUUUUUUUUAUCAUACACUGGUAAACCUUCACUAAUUGGUCUCUUUAUCCGAUUCAUUUUGAAAGUUGCAAUGUUUGUGUUUCUUCAUUACAAUUAAUAUUAUUUUUCCUUCCACAAAACUAGACCGUCUUAGUUGGGUUUUUUUUUUUUUUCAUUUUUCUUCGCUAAUUUCCAAAGCGGUGUUUGAUCUGAGAGGGAGUCCCAGUUAGUGUUUUUUUUUUUUCGUUUUUUUUUUUUUUUCUUCUUUUUAACUGCCCCCCUUUAGCACCUCCCGUUUUCUAAGCCUUGUCCUGCGUAGGUUUCGUGUAGGGUUACUUACUUACACACACACACACACACACACACACAGUCCUUAUUCAUGUAGGAGUCCUUAAGUAAACCUCAUUGUUGUUAUAAUUACCCUCUAUAGUCCUAUCACCAUGAAUCCUUUACAAACGCCAUAGAAAAACAUUGAAAAAGAAACCUAGAGUAUUACAUCAUCCUAUUUGAAGACUCCUACGCUAAAUCCUACAAAAAAUAGUAUUGGAUCCCUUUAAAAAGUUUUCUACGGUACUCGACCCCAAGUAAAGAGAAUUCGAUCCCACAAAUAAGGACUUGUACAAACAGACCAAAAUACAGAAAGCGUGUAGGAUCCCAAAGUCCUUCCCUUGUUGCAUGUCGCGUUGGAUUAACUCCCACAGAUCUUAGAGGUUAGCCGGUUCUGAUCCUGUCAUAGCGGUUCUAAUCCUGCUGCUGUAGCGUGUUGCGGGCGUCUCUCAGCUUUCCUAGUCAGCCCUCUAACGCUCCCUCACAGACUCCCUCGCCAGGUCAGCGCCAGACGGUCUAGUCCCAGCACUAUAUUCCUAUCAGCACCUGUAGGCUUAUUUCAUGAUUCUUGUUAUUUUUUUCUGUUUUCCGGGGAUGCAUAACCCAGGUUUGGAAGGCUGUCUCUUCGAUGAGCUCCACUGAAGCUUUGAGGCCUCGUGAAGCACUGGUUCGAAGCACAUUCACUGAUACGGAACCUAAACUUUACCUCCUCUGGUUCUAUUUAUUUCGGAAUGUGUGUUAAUUUGGUUAUUGUUGAAAUAUGUGUCAAUUUAAAAGGUGUUUGUUGAUUAUUUGCUUUUCCGUAACUAUUUUUGAACCUUUCCAUGAUAUAUCUUCAUCCCAAAUUUGCUUCAGUGUAUCGAAAGUCAAAAAAAACACACUAAGCCAGAUUACUCAUUCCCAUCCGUCACAAUUCUCUACUCGUUCAUUAAUUAAUUGCUUUCCUAUAACUAUAUUUUCAACUUUCCCAUCAAUGCUUAAUCCAAAAAUUCCUUCAGUGUAUCAAAAACCCAAAAAAACACAAUGAACCAGAUUAUUUACUCCAAUCCGUCACAUUUGUUCACGUACAUCCAUAAAUAAAACACUCCCGCUCUCCAAUCCCCGUGUCGUGUCUCAGUGCUUCGAACCGUCUGUCUCGAACACCACUGUGAACCGCCCCAAGGCUUCACGAACACGUGUCACGGAGCUCUUCGGACCGGGCCUUCGCUUCAUAACUGUCCUUUGCCUCGUGCAGUUAAGAGUCCACAAGUCAUGCCAUCUUUCGCACCUCCAAUGUCUCUAGCUGGGUUUGUUUUAUUUACCGAGGCCUUUAAUCCUUCUAAUAUGAGUAUCUGUGUUUAUCCUUCUUCUUCUUCUUCUUCUUCUUCUUCGUCUCUUCCAGUUUAUUUCAGGUGUCUUCUUCCAUUUUCUCUUUCCAGCAUCUCUAUUUGCAUGUUUUAUUAAGCUUUCUCUUUUCUUUUCCUUUUUUUCGUCUCUUCAUCUCUUCUAAUUAUUCCAAAUGCAUGUAUUUCUUUGUUUAUUCAGUCUUUUCCUCAUUACUUCUCUUUAUCAUCUCUUCUAGUUACCCCAAAUGCAUGUAUUUUUUUUUUUCCACUUUCCUUCUUCUUUGCCUCUUCACAUUUUCUAUUUUAUUCCACCUAUCUCCAUUUUUCUUUCCAUUAUCAGGUCAUUCAUUCAAUUCAAAUUCCUUCCCUAUAUCACAAUCUUGUCACGUGAGUCUCAGUCUACUUUCAUAUCACCAGUCUCAACUUAGCGUCAACAGAAAACGAGACGCAAGGUGACAUGACUUCAGGCCUCUACUGUGCAUACGUGUGGGUUGCCUACUUAACUGUUACUAAUUGUCCUGUUUCUCCUAGUAGUGUAAUAGUACUUUUAUUACUAUUAACAGGUGAUAUUAUUAUUAUUAUUAUUAUUAUUAUUAUUAUUUUCAUUUUUUUCUAUUUUCUUUUUUAAAGGGGGGUCUGUUCCUUUACUUUUCUUUGUUUUUUUUUCUUCUUUUUUUAUGGAGUAGUUUGUAGUUGUGACAAUAACAGCAGUUGUGAUGUUAAUAAUAAUAAUACAAUAGUCUUAAUAAAAAACUAUAAAAGGUAAAAA
Messenger RNA from Portunus trituberculatus (swimming crab), 5188 nucleotides. RefSeq names its product adhesive plaque matrix protein 2-like (gene aspr). NCBI's taxonomy places the organism in Eukaryota, Metazoa, Arthropoda, Malacostraca, Decapoda, Portunidae. Bases 109 to 1860 code for a protein of 583 amino acids. The transcript is spliced from 12 exons. The record is from RefSeq and is a predicted model, not a curated record.